CUUAAAAGCCGUCCGUGGUACGCCUGCUGGGCUGAUGUCUGGCGAUUACGUUGACGCGCAGCCCUGAGUCUUGAGCUUCCAGCGCCGCUCCCUCGCCCACUGUCGCUCUGGUUAUAUCUCCUGGUUCAGGAUCAACACUCCCGACCACGAGUCCGCCUGCGGGCCACCCUCAACAGCGUGCACCUGCCAGAGAUUCGCCACUGAUCUCGUUCCGAUCUUUCCGCCGCGCUGGAGCCAUGUCCAUGUUGGCUUGGUGAGGUUGGUUUCAACCCCGCCGAGACCCGCUAUUUACCUCGACUCUGGCAUGCUCCAGCGCGCCUCAACCAUCAGCAGCAGAGUCAGCACGCUUCAUCACCACCCGCACCAUGGCCGCGAGAGUGCAUGCGCCCUCGAGCCAUGGCCGCCUGCACAAACGCGGCAACUCAGCCUCGUCCAUUACAAGUCCCCUCAGCCUGCUGUCCGACUCGCCAGCCUUCACUUUUAACCGUUCGGAGACGCCCAAAGUCACGUAUGAAGAACCCUGGACCGACCCUGCCCGCCCCAUGCCCGCCGCGACUUCCUCGAGCAAGAUCAAACCCUACCUGCGCAAGCUCUCCUCCAAGGACAGCAAUGCGCUUGACCUGUCACGCCCUGCUGCCGAGAACGAAGGACUGGCCGGCCUGGGUAUCUCCGACUAUGGCGGCAACCCGCGAUCCGUCACCGAUGUCAGCUUUGCACCCGUGAAUGGUCGCCAUCGUCACAAUCGCUCCACCUCCAACACAUCACAGUUCUCGACGACGUCCAGCCUGCAGCGGCCCACGGCCCCCUACAUGCCUUCCAUCCGCCAAACACCCCGUCCAUACACACCACCCAUCUCCAAGUCCACUCCCUCGUCUGUCAUGGGAAGCGAAAAUGAGGUGGAUGAUAUCAUGACAGAUGAGGAGCUUCGAUUACGACAGAACAUGUUUGACCCCGCUCGCCGAUCAGGGUCGGUGUCUUCGGUGCCGGGCGUGUCCCCGCCAUUACGCAUCCACACCACCGGCUCCUCCACACGGCUCGGGAGCUAUUCACAAUCCGCAGUUUCUCUCACUUCGCCUGUCGUUCCCUCACGAUCGCGCGGGGACACGCUCAAAUCCAUAGACACAACUUCGCCGAGCUCCCGGACUUCCUUCGACAAGGCCUUCGGAUUCAUCCGUGGCGGCAGGGACUCGCCUGCAAAUGUGGAUCCGACUUCACGUGCUGCUUCUAUCCGUGCGGCGCGGCAGGCUUUCAACGAGAAGGAAGGAGCAAAGGAGCGAAAGUACGAGAAGGAGGCUACCCGGCAAGCGGAGAAAGACAUUCGUAAGCAAUACAGGAAGGAAGAGCGGCAGAGGCGUAAGUCUGAUGCGCAAGAGAAAAAGGAACACAAGCGCGGCCGAAGCACAUCCGAUGCCAAUACCAACGAGAGGUCGACCCCACGGCCGUCAAUUAGCGGCAGACAGUAUUCAGACCAUCGUCAAGCCCAUAGCCGUUCGCUUCCUACCCAUGUGAUCUCUGUUGAGCCCGAGAAGAUCAGCGGAGCAGCGCCCCAAGUCACGAAGACCAGAGCGGCUAAAGGUCGCUGGCUUCGAUUCGUGACCUGGUUUAAGACCAGGUUGCUACGACUUUCAAGGAAGUUGCAUAUGAGUUCGUGAGUGGUUGGUUUCCGCCACAUGCAGAAAUGCUUGUAGCCAGCGCCACAUUACUCGCACACCAGUCCACAGGCAAUCACUUGGGAUGACUUGCAUCGGCUCUCUC
Molecule: messenger RNA, 1755 nt
Organism: Lindgomyces ingoldianus
Lineage: Eukaryota; Fungi; Ascomycota; Dothideomycetes; Pleosporales; Lindgomycetaceae
Exons: 1
Coding region: 366-1652 (428 amino acids)
Source: RefSeq, a predicted model, not a curated record